AUGACAGAUGUUCCUGAAUGGUUCAAUUAUGGAGUUUUUUUCGAUGAUGGUUAUGAUUAUCUUAAACACAUGAAAUCUAUGAAGGAAUUCGUGGAGGAUCCAAAUUUCGUUCUUGUUGGUGAAGAAAAUACACCUCUGCCUGAGAACUACGUUCCUCCGGUAGUUGAACCAGUUGUUACAGACGACCUUGAUCCUGAUUUCGAGAUGCCGUCAGACGACGAGUUGAUUGCCGAGGUGGGCGAGUUGGAGGACAACUUCGUGGAGCUUGCAGGUGGUAAACCAGUUCACAUGGACGACGACGACCAGCCUCCAUUCAUCGUCCCUCCGCCACCAUCACCACCACCACAGAUGCCGUCAAUUUCCAAUCUUCCCCUUCACAAGGUCCGCAUGAUGGAGCGUUUCCUUUGGGGUUCCGAGUCAACUGACGCUCCAGAAGCCCCUGAAGGCAUGGAGCAGUCUGCGCCAUCCACCGUCGACUCGUCAAUGCGGAAGGGGAGACCUUUGACAGAAGAGGAGGAGCUUCUUGAGAAGCAGUUCGACAGGUUGAUGCAGAGGACCAAAGCCAGAAGUGGUUUUGACGGACGUUCAAUGGUCUCUGGGGCUUCAGUUAUGAGUGAGAGCCUGCAGUCUGCCGUGGCUGCUGACGAAGUUAUGAUUGCCAAACACCGCCCAAUAGGCAGUGAAUGGGAGCGCCUCGAUUCUGCCGCCAAAGUGGCCACCUUGCAGUGCGUUCAGGAGAUGCCCGAACCUGACGACACUACUGACCCCCUGAAGCAGUGGAUAGGCCCCGAAAAACCCAACAUUGGCGACAUCACUUCUAAGCAAGGUAAGCACACCGAAGCGCCGUGUCGAUUGCCUAAACUUUCCUUCGUGUCCGCACCCUCUUCGCAACCAGAAGUUCUGCCGGUGCCAAGGAAGAGAGCAGUGGCCCAACAGAGCCCGGCCGUCGACGUGGACGUGAGUGACGCGAGCAGUAGCGACGGUGAUCACUCCAAGCCGUUGGAGUACCGUCGCACGAGGGGCGAGACAGCCGAGGAGAAGCGAGCUCGCAAGGCGGCUAUAAAACUGCAAAAGAAGGAGCGUCAACAGGCGAGGAAGCUGAACAAAGCCAACUUCCGGCGAGACCUCCUCCGGGCGAGGGCCACAGGGCAGGUUCGCGUUGCUCGACUAGAGUGA
Mesocestoides corti is the source of this 1176-nucleotide messenger RNA. NCBI's taxonomy places the organism in Eukaryota, Metazoa, Platyhelminthes, Cestoda, Cyclophyllidea, Mesocestoididae. The record is from the annotation of a GenBank genome assembly.